Molecule: messenger RNA, 1851 nt
Organism: Pelobates fuscus (common spadefoot toad)
Lineage: Eukaryota; Metazoa; Chordata; Amphibia; Anura; Pelobatidae
Gene: DNAJB14
Product: DnaJ heat shock protein family (Hsp40) member B14
Exons: 8
Coding region: 132-1262 (376 amino acids)
Biological process (GO): cellular response to misfolded protein
Cellular component (GO): endoplasmic reticulum membrane
Molecular function (GO): Hsp70 protein binding
Source: RefSeq, a predicted model, not a curated record
AGCAAGAUGGCCGCAUCAUGGCGUGUGUGAGAGGAGGAGUCCCUGCCAGACGCACUCCUCCUCUGUUUCCCUUUCCCUGUCACCAGCUGUACUGAACACCGGGGCUGGAGGAGGAGAGGGGCCCCGGGACCAUGGAAAGUAACAGGGACGAGGCCCAGCGCUGUGUGAGGAUUGGCAGGGCGGCGCUGGAGGCCGGUGACAGGGAGCGAGCCCGGAGGUUCCUGCACAAAGCGGAGAGACUGUACCCGAGUGCCCAGGCCCGAGAUUUGUUGGAAGCUCUUGACAAAGAUAAUUGUACAUCUGAAAAUGAAUCCCAGAGCACAAAAGCAUCAGCUGGACAAGAACAAAGUAAACCUAGUGCACCUACUGGUGCUUCAGGGGAGACCGUGAAAAGAUUCACUAAAGAACAGAUGGAGGGGGUGCAGAGGAUAAAAAAAUGUGAAACCUAUUACGAGGUGUUGAGUGUGAGUAAAGAUGCUGGUGAAGAAGACUUAAAGAAGGCCUAUCGUAAGCUUGCACUCAAAUUUCACCCUGAUAAGAACCAUGCACCAGGAGCUACAGAUGCAUUUAAAAAAAUAGGAAACGCAUAUGCAGUGCUCAGUAAUCCAGAAAAACGUAAGCAAUAUGACCUUACUGGAAGUGAGGACCAAGUGCACAGUCACCACAGGAAUGGCAGCUUUGACUUCCACAGAGGAUUUGAAGCAGACAUAACCCCUGAAGAUCUUUUCAAUAUGUUUUUUGGGGGCGGCUUCCCUUCAGGAAGUGUACAUUCCUUUUCUAAUGGCCGAGCCAGAUAUAGCCAUCAUCAGCACCAGCAUCACAGUGGUCAUGACAGGGAAGAUGAGAGAGGAGAUGGUGGGUUCUCAAUGUUCAUUCAGCUGAUGCCUAUAAUUGUACUGAUUCUCGUCUCCUUACUUAGCCAGUUCAUGGUUUCAAAUCCACCGUACAGUUUAUAUCCUAGAGCUGGUGUUGGACAAACAAUCAAACGUGUUACUGAAAAUCUUAAAAUUACUUACUAUGUCAACAAGGACUUUCAGUCAGAAUACAGUGGCAUGUUGUUACAGAAAUUAGAAAAGAACAUUGAAGAGGAUUAUGUGGCCAAUAUUAGGAAUAAUUGUUGGCGAGAGAGACAGCAAAAAUCUGAUUUAACACAUGCAGCAAAAGUGUACAGAGACGAGAGGUUAAGAAUGAAAGCAGAAUCCUUAUCAAUGGAAAAUUGUAAAGAACUUCAACGAUUGACCUCCAUCUAUCGAGGCGGAUAAACCCUGGAACACUAUUCUAUCUACAUACUAAUAUACAUAAUUUUUCCCUGACAAAUACAAACUGUAGUUUCAUCGUGAGUAGUGAUACAGGGAGUAAAAUGUGAACUGUUCAUUGAGCUAACGCUGGCUACUCUUUAACUUCCUGAACAACUUGAAGGUCACACAGCCCAUUUUUUACAUUUUUAAUUGCCCUUUAAGUCUCCAUUCCCAUCUUAACUAUUUGAUGAGUGCAACAUGUAGGAAUAGCAAUUGUUAAUAAUGAUCUCCGUUCUAGUGUGACAUGUAUAUACUUCACAAAGUUCAAUUGUAUAUAAGUCUUAUUGUUAAAGUCACAGUCACAUCAGAAUUGCUUAAUUUUGCAUCUAUUACCAUGGUUUCCAGGCACAGCUGCAUCUUCUGUUGGAAUAAAUUGUGAUAUACUCAUGAAUUUGAGUGAUAUACUCCUAAUCUAGUGAAUUUUAACUUUGUGGAAAGUACCUGUUUUAACAUGGCUGUAAUCCUCCCCAGAACUGGUAGUGACCAUGUUUGAAUCAUUGGUACUAUUUUGGCAUUACUAAUUACUUACCAAUAAAUCAUUUCGGAUAAGCUA